GCGUGUUCACUCAGCUGCAAAUUAAAAUCAGCUGUCCUCGGUUACUCGCUCUCAGUUUAGAGUCGGUUUUCGUUUCAGAACGGUGUGUGUGCUUGUUUCUGAAUAAACCCGUCUAAAGUGAAUCACACAAAGAAAAGGAAGCUAUUGCAACUAGUGAGCACUUCAAUACCAAUCGAAAAAAUCGUUUAUCACGAAAUCAUUGAAGACCAACCCGAACAGACUGCUAUCGUCUAUUGGGGCAGGAUGCUACGUUUCAGUGCAAUACUACUGAGUACGUUUCUUGUGCUCCUGGCACUUUCCAGUAUCGAACCUCGAAGUCAACACAUCGAACAAGAUGUAUUUACGGCAUUUGUACCAGAGGUUAAUGACAACGCACUAGAGAUCAUAGAUGCUGCCAUUCAUGAGCCUCCGCCACACACAGAAUAUGCGAAAAUGGCGCGCUAUCUCGUGCACAAAGCAGAAUGGGUUUCGAUGGGCUCACUCUCCACCGUUGAUACAAUAAAGGGUUAUCCAAUGGUCAACAUAAUCGCUGCGGCCGAUAGCGCCCGAGGAGCCAAAUCCACCGGAACACUAUAUUUCUAUUUAACCAUGCUGGACUUCACGGCACAGGAUUUGAGCAAAGACAAUCGAUUGACUGUUUUGCUUUCCAUGGACCAAGAUCUAGAUUGCAGCAAACGGGGUAUCGAUCCAAUGGAACCAACCUGCGCUCGCAUUAUGAUUUCAGGACGAGCCAUUAAACUCGCAGAGGGUUCAGAUGAGUUUAAUUUCGGGACCAAUGCUAUGUUUAGUAGGCAUCCGGCAGCAAAACAUUGGUUGGAUACACAUAAUUUCUUCCUGUGUAAGUUGGAUAUUGUACAAAUUGCUGUAUUGGAUUACUAUGGCGGACCACACUAUGUAAGUGUUGACGAAUACAUGGCGGCAGAUCCGGAUACACCUACCGCUCGACUAGUGCCCAUUGAUUCGAUUGGAAAUGAAUUCAACCACCAAGUUAUUCGAAAUUCAGACGACGACAGAACUGUUACCGUUAAAUUCAAGAAGGAUUCACAAGUACGGCGAAUCAACAUAGAAGUUUGAAAUUUUACUAAACUGUUACAACAAAUGCAAUAUGCCAAAAUAAUUUAAACCAAUAUCGAACAAAAUGACUGAACCAAUAUAAUCGACAAAGACAACGCUUA
Messenger RNA from Toxorhynchites rutilus septentrionalis, 1175 nucleotides. RefSeq names its product protein CREG1 (gene CREG). Lineage: Eukaryota; Metazoa; Arthropoda; Insecta; Diptera; Culicidae. The transcript is spliced from 4 exons. The record is from RefSeq and is a predicted model, not a curated record. The coding region runs from base 244 to 1074 and encodes 276 amino acids.